GGUUGCGGCCAUGGAUAAGCGACAAGCGACAAGUCCCGCUACUUCAUGGUUCAUGCAAAUUUAGGUUAUGUUGUGCUAGCGUUCGCAAAAAUUUUCUCUUGUUUAUUAACAUCUCUCCGUCUUCACAUCUCUCAACUUAGCAGCCUUGAUGAACAAGCAUGUCCGGUAGCCAAUCAUCCGAUAGCUCCCAGUGUUCUCCCAGCAUUUUAAGUAGUCUUGAGCGGUUCAAGCACCAGCCAAAAACUACACUAACAGACUAUUUCGGUAAAAAACCGACAGCAGUAACACCUCUGACACCUCUCGAAGUCUCGCGCACAUGCAAUGGCACAGAGAACGAAUCGACAGAAGAAAAACAUUAUUUAGACCUUGACAAGCAAACAAAACCAGAAAUUCCGAAUGGACACAUUAGACCCAAUUUCGCUGAUCCUCUCGCCAAAAUCGGUUAUGGCAUUAACUCCAGUCAUCCCGGUUUUAAGUCUCCUAGUUCUUUGUAUUUUGAGGGUUCACCCCAGCCUUUAGCCCAGCCAAGCCCAAAGCCUUUACAUAAAAGCACGCUUGAUAAAUUAAAAAACUUUCGCAAAAACUUUAGCGCCAAACAAAGAACUAGUGAUAGAAGUGAAGAUGUGACAAAAAGCUCAACCAGUAAAGCUGAUGUCUCGGGUCCUGGCUCCAGUGAAUCAUACCAGUCAAGCAGCUCGAGUUCUGGUCACUCUUCGAAAGACGGAAACCAUGAUUUGUCAAAGAAAUCUUCGGAGGAUUCAACAAGGAAAAUUGAAACGAUUUCCGACUCUGAUAGUAAUCCGAGUCCAAGUAAGAACACUCCCUCGACUCCUGAAAAAACAACUUUGACAGGGAGUUCGUUCGGUUCACCAAAGACGUUUAAUGAUACUUUUGCAAGUUUCGUGCAGCAGAAAGCCUCUGAAAACCAACAGUAUCAACACAAUGUUGCACACUGCUCUGACGACAGCCCCAUCAAAAGUAUCAAGAAAAAGAGAAAAGUUGUGAUAAAUGAUGAUUCGUCAGAAGAGGAAGAAGAAGAACCAAUAGAAAAACCAAAGAAAAAACGGCGGGUGGUCCAAGAAAGUGUCUCUGACUCCGAUGAGGAAUCCUCGAAGAAAUCCAAGAAGAAGGCCAAAAAACAAAAACAAAUCAUUGAGAGAGAUUCUGAGACGGAGGAAGAAAUGACUGACUCAGAUGAGUACGUACCAGAAGAGUUGACUAGCACAAUGAAAAUCAUGAGUUUCCUAUCGGAAAGCCCUCUCAACGAUUUGAAGCAAGUACCAUCGAUGACGCAGAGGAAAAUCGACAUUAUCACAGCAAAACGGCCAUUUAAUGACUGGUUUGAACUAGUGACCCAUUUAAGGGAAAAUUCAAUUCCAUUAGGCCUGCUAGAAAAUGUCUCAGACUUGCUUCGAGCGAGAGAAGCUUUUUCCUCGCUCAUCAAGAGAGUUUCCAAGAUCUCAGAGAAGACGCAGCUAACAAUCAAAUCAAAUGAAGGGAAAAUGACGAAACAACCUUUGCUGCUAAGCCCUGAAUUACAGCUAUCAGACUAUCAAGUGAUAGGAGUAAAUUGGCUAGCAGUUCUGCAUUCCUUAGAGAUGGGUGGAAUUUUAGCAGACGAAAUGGGUCUUGGAAAGACCGUCCAAGUUAUAUCCUUUCUAGCUUAUCUCAAAGAACAGAAACUAGUGGAACAUCCUCAUUUGAUAGUUGUUCCUUCCUCCACACUUGCUAACUGGGAAAACGAAUUCCGCAGAUGGUGUCCGAGCAUAGGUUUCCAAGUUUAUCAUGGUACGCUAGAGGAAAGGAGAGAAAUGCGUUAUUUCUGGAACAAAGAGGGUUUUGGAGACACUGAAGUCAUUCUAUCAACGUACAAUUGUGUUGGCAACAACCCAGAGGACUCAAAAUUCACCAAAACGGCUAAAUUCCAUUACGUCGUUUUUGACGAGGCUCAUAUGUUGAAAAACAUGAACACCCAAAGAUAUUCAAGGCUCUUCCUAAUCAACGCAAAGAAUCGACUGUUGUUGACAGGAACACCGCUACAAAACAACUUGUUGGAAUUGAUGUCGCUCCUCAACUUCACCAUGCCUCAAGUUUUCAGACAAAAUAUGGAAUCGGUCAAAUUCAUUCUAGGCAAAUCGACUAAACCUAUCACGGAAGACUCGCCUGAUUUUGAGAAAGAGAAGGUGGAUCAAGUGAAGAAGAUCAUGGAGCCGUUCGUGUUGCGGAGGCUGAAGCGCAAUGUACUAAAGCACCUACCAAGGAAAGAUGUGUCUGUGAUAAAAUGCACAAUGGUUCCUGAACAAGCGUCCAAGUAUAACGAAUUGCUAGCUGAGUUCAAACAGACGGAGAAGUUCGAGAAUCUAUACAUGACAAUGAUCACGUCCCUUAGGAAAAUGGCAAACCAUCCACUCUUGCUGCGAUACCAUUAUGAUGACGGCAAAGUGGGAGAAAUGGCCGAGUGUCUGGCGCUGGAUCCGGACUACAAAGAUACCAACGUAGAGUACAUCGUACAGGAUUUAGUUUUCAUGUCUGAUUACGAGCUCCAUCAACUUUCAGAUAAUUUCAAGUGCCUUCGAUACGAUCGUUUCAAAUUACCUGAGUCAUUGUUCUUGGAGUCGGGGAAAUUCCGCAAGUUCGAUGAAGUUUUACCAAAUUUGAAGAGAGAGGGGCAUAGAGUUUUGAUUUUCAGUCAGUUUCUUAUGGUCCUAGAUUUGAUAGAAAAAUACUUGACUGCCAACGACCAUACGUAUAAGAGAUUAGACGGAUCCACCCCAGUUGUUGAGAGACAAGAACUCAUAGACACAUUCAACAAGGACCCUUCGAUAUUUUGCUUCCUCCUUUCAACGCGUGCUGGUGGUCUGGGUAUCAAUCUGACGGCUGCGGACACUGUGAUCAUCCAUGAUAUAGAUAUCAAUCCUUACAAUGACAAACAGGCAGAGGACAGAUGCCAUCGUGUAGGACAGACGAGACCUGUAACCGUACUUAAACUCAUCUCUGAGGAUACGCUCGAAGAGGACUUGUACAAAGUGACAGAGGCCAAGCUCAACUUGGAACAAGAAGUCACUGGGGAAGUGGAUGAGGCUGCUGAGAAAGAAACUUUUGCUGUUUUGCUGCGCCGGGCAUUAGGACUUGAACAAAAUACUGCUGAAAAUAAGUCAUGACUUCCGUCGAAGAAGGAACGAAUCGCUGCUUUUGUAGAAUCAAGUGUUGUGAGAUAAUUAUCUAAUCUCAUAUCUGUUUACAUGUGGAGAAACAUUAUUUUAUCUUGUUUACUGUGCUAGCGAAGCACAUAAAAAAUACACUUCUGGAGUGAGUUGUACAUAUUCUCGUUUUCAUUGUACCCCUACACUAAACUAGGGCAGUCUUAAUCUUUACUAUCUAGUUGUAAAUCGACUAUAAUUUUAGUUUUCAAGCAGUAAUCCUAACUUUAAUUAAUUAUCCUUGUUAUGUUUACAGCCAUGCAUUUACCGCUGCACAAGUAUCGCUACAAGCACAAGGAGACCAAUUAUUUUCACGUGUUUUAUCAAAUGUAAUUUUUUCAGCAAAAAAGCUUGAAGGGAAUGCAGUGUAGUGUACACUUGGUAACCUGUAUGAAUGUUAUACGCAUGUAUGAUUACUAUGACGCAUUUAUGUAGAAGGAGUCUAUCUAUUUUCGAAGGUACAAGAAAAAAUAUACACAUAUUUAAGAGAUAGGUUGAUUUUUAAAAUUUAAGUUUAGAAUCUGCUUUGAGCGAAAUUUGAACUUUGGAUAUUUUCAUUGGUUAUUCUAAAUAGUGGACGACUCAACGACCGAGCAGAUAAAAGGUUUUUUUUAAAGUUUCAUGGAGAUAGCCUCGUAUUGUGGAAUGUGAGAAUUGCUUAAAAGUCCUUACACAGGAAGGUUUGGCUUUUAACGGUGUCUUGAGUAGUUUUUAAAAGCUCCUUGUUCUGAUACUGAAUAAUCCUCUUUCGAUUUAUUUUGUGUACCUUUCUUUAGAUAGACUCCUUUUAGUGGAUCACGUCUAACUUUUUUUGUUUUUAUCUUCGUCUGUUUGAGUUCCCCUCUAUUUUAUUAAUUGUCGUUUUAUACUCUGAAGAUCAGAAUCAGUUUUUAUUUUAUUUAGCAAUUUCUCUUUCCCAGUAAUAUUUUAUUACAUUUUUCCCUGAUCGCUUGUUUUCUUCCUCCCUGAUCUCCUUGAGAUUGAGCAAGUUGAUGAUGGUUUCAAUGUGCAAAGAGAGCUAUCAUUCAAAAAUCGUUGUUCCAACUCUGUACAUACCUUUGAAAAUCCAUGUUUGGUUUUACGACAGCAUUAUUUACGCUUUCAUUCCUAAUUUGUACCUGUGCGUUUUCCUAUUUUUAUGUUAUUCUCUUCAAUCGAUUUGUAAGCUGUUUUGUAAAAUAAUGGAAUGUGGUAAUAAAUUAAUUUUCAAGUCAGUCAA
Bemisia tabaci is the source of this 4419-nucleotide messenger RNA. It is a transcript of the gene Etl1, whose product is annotated as SWI/SNF-related, matrix-associated actin-dependent regulator of chromatin, subfamily a, containing DEAD/H box 1. The record is from RefSeq and is a predicted model, not a curated record. NCBI's taxonomy places the organism in Eukaryota, Metazoa, Arthropoda, Insecta, Hemiptera, Aleyrodidae. Gene Ontology annotation, molecular function: ATP binding.